Molecule: messenger RNA, 921 nt
Organism: Benincasa hispida (wax gourd)
Lineage: Eukaryota; Viridiplantae; Streptophyta; Magnoliopsida; Cucurbitales; Cucurbitaceae
Source: RefSeq, a predicted model, not a curated record
AUGGGAAGGAGGCCUUGCUGUGAUGGGAUUGGCCUCAAAAGGGGCCCUUGGUCCCCCGAGGAAGACCAAAAGCUCAUCACACACAUCCAAAACCAUGGCCAAGGCAACUGGAGAGCCCUAUCAAAACUCGCCGGAAUAAAUCGAUGUGGAAAGAGCUGCAGAUUAAGGUGGAUAAACUACCUUAGGCCAGAUAUAAAGAGAGGCAAAUUCACUCGAGAAGAAGAAGAAAUCAUUCUCAAUCUCCAUUCCGUUCUUGGAAACAAGUGGUCGGCAAUUGCAAGGCAGCUACCUGGACGAACUGACAAUGAGGUAAAGAAUUUUUGGAAUACCCAGUUGAAGAAAAAGCUAAUUCAAAUGGGUUUUGAUCCAAUGACCCACCGUCCUCGAACUGACAUAUCUUCCAAUUUGGCACACAUCAUUGGUUUGGCUAGUUUUAAACAACUCAUGGAUAAUCCCUCAUUGGAAGAACACGCUUUAAGAUUGCAUGCAGAAACCCUUCAAUACCUUCAAUAUCGCCUUCGACGACCAUCUUCCUUAACCAACAUUAAUCAUAAUAAUCCCACUGAAACUGAAAUCAUGAAUUUCGAAAACCAAAUGAUGGCUCAAAAUGAUAAUCCUAUCCAACGUCGUCCACUCGGUACCGACUCAGUGGAUCUCAACCUCCAAUUUUCCGAUUUCCCAUGCUUGGAAAUAGUUCCAAAUAAUACAAGUAUUUAUGAAACGACGCCGUUCAUUGUCAAAGAAAUGUGUGAAGUUCCUGAUCCUAAUGAUUCUCCAUGGCAACUGCCUUCUUCCAACACUAAUUGUGGAGAUGCAUGUAGUAAUUCAAGCUUUGUGCGAUCAUCAACUUCCGCUUGGCCAGACCACCUCUUCCUUGAACACUCUUUGCUUCAUGAUACUCCACCUUCUCCUUGGAUUUAG